Kockovaella imperatae is the source of this 1878-nucleotide messenger RNA. RefSeq names its product uridine kinase family-domain-containing protein. Bases 1 to 1878 code for a protein of 625 amino acids. Gene Ontology annotation, molecular function: ATP binding; kinase activity. NCBI's taxonomy places the organism in Eukaryota, Fungi, Basidiomycota, Tremellomycetes, Tremellales, Cuniculitremaceae. Gene Ontology annotation, cellular component: cytoplasm. The record is from RefSeq and is a predicted model, not a curated record. The transcript has 16 exons.
AUGUCGUCCCCUUCAGCUGAAGCAUCAUCGUCGAGCAGGACUCGGCAGCCCAAUCGCUUCAGCGCCAAGGGCAAGAAUGUCGUCAUGACUAGUCACGGCAGGCUGCCAUGGUACAGUCCAGAGGGGAAGAACAUCGAAGCGUACGUGAUAGGUAUAGCAGGAGGGAGUGCUUCGGGCAAGACUUCCGUGGCCCGAGCUAUCCUCUCGGCGCUCAACUACGUACCCACCGUCUUGAUCCUAUCCCAAGAUUCGUUCUAUCGAAAACAUACGCAGGAGGAGAUUGAUCUGGCUUUCAAGAGUGACCUGGACCUGGACCACCCCGACUCGAUCGAUACGGCCCUCUUUGCCAAGUGUCUUGCGGAUCUGAAGCAAGGUCGAGCUUGCGAGAUUCCAGUGUACUCUUUCGUCCAUCAUCAACGAAUGCCAGAGACGAAAUACCUCUACGGAGCUAAUGUCAUCAUUGUCGAAGGGAUCAUGGCACUACAGUCUGCUGACAUGAGAGCAUUAUAUGAUCUCAAAGUCUUCGUGAAUUGCGACUCCGACUUGAUGCUUGCCAGGCGCAUCAAGCGGGAUGUGAAAGAACGUGGGCGCGAUGUCGAUGGGAUCUUGGAUCAAUAUCUUCGGUUCGUCAAGGCGAGUUAUGACAACUUUGUACAACCUUCGUCGAAGCAUGCGGAUAUUAUUGUGCCAGGAUCAUCGAAUCAGCUCGCCAUUGAUCUCCUCGUCUCGCACAUCAAGGAUCAACUCGACAAUCGAUCGCUCAGAUUCAGAAGUCGUCUAGGUCGGGACGGUCAGAGUAGACCCCUUGCAAAUGGAAAGACCCAAGUAACACCGAGCAACAAUACGACACAUACCUUUGGAGACACAGAUGAAGACAGCGGGGUUAUAUUGCUAGAGCAGACCGCCCAGCUCCAAGGUAUCAUGACUAUCCUCAGAGACUGCGAGACUGAGCGUGGAGACUUUAUCUUUUACGCGGAUAGACUGUCGACAAUGAUCGUCGAAAAGGCACUUUCACUCCUACCUCACGAGCCCCACAGAGUCCAGACUCCGGUAGGCAUGUCGACGGAAGGCACAAUAAGCAUGCAAGAGGACCUGGUUGGCGUGUCAAUCCUUCGAUCCGGUGGACCUUUCUCUCAUGGGCUCCGCCGGGUAGUGCGGGACGUCCCGCUUGGAGCCAUGUUGAUUCAGUCUGACCCCAAGACCGGUGAACCUAUCCUUCUGUCCUUGGAUCUACCUCAAUCCGUCAAGAAUGGGGAGACGAGCAAGACUGUCCGAGCGUUGUUGUUGGACUCGCAAAUGGGCACUGGAGCAGCUGCGAUGAUGGCCAUUCGAGUGCUUCUUGAUCAUGGCGUUCCCGAGUCCAAUAUUAUCUUCCUCGCUUUUCUCAUCUCUCGUCGAGGUCUCACAACCAUCCGCCGAGCCUUCCCCUCCGUUCAGGUCGUCACAGCUGCCAUUGACCCAGACCUGUACGAGAUGCACCUGCCACUGGGCAACGCAGUCUUGGGAGAAGCUGCUGGCGAAGGCGAUUACUCUAUAACAGUGGUGGAACAUGAUACGCUCGGCCUUCAACGCCUCAAUCUCAAAGGAGACGGAGGAGACAGCGGCUUUGAGGCAGGAUCAUCGCUAGAGGGAUACCGGAUAGACAACCAGAAUCCCAAUCAGGUGAUCGACAGCGAUCGUCCGGACUCGGGCUCGGGCUCGGGCUUUGGCGAGAGACGUGAUGCCGGCCAGGAGACUUGGUCGCCGACCAAACAGCAAGUUGAGGAGCUCAAAUUCUCGAGGGACCGUAAGGACAGUAUGAAGGAAGUCAAGCAGAAGAGGGCUUGGGUUGUUAGUCCUGGAAUGGGUCAUAUCGGAGACCGAUACUAUCUAGCGUGA